AACAUAGACUACGGUGGCCCACUGCCCUCGCGCAUCAUUCGACCUCCGCGAACCGCAGUCUCGGCAUCACCGCCCUGAACUGUAUACGCGUCCGGGAGCUCGACUCUCGUAGCGACUCGACGAACAGGAUAAGUUAAGCGAGCACAAUGCCUUUCAAACCUGCAGAUAACCCCAAGUGUCCGAAAUGCGGCAAGUCCGUAUACGCGGCAGAAGAACGUGUCGCUGGCGGACUCAAAUGGCACAAGAUGUGUUUCAAAUGCGGUCUUUGCCAGAAAUUACUGGAUUCCACCAACUGCUCAGAGCACGAAGGUGAACUUUACUGCAAAGUUUGCCAUGCGCGUAAAUUCGGACCUAAAGGCUAUGGCUUUGGCGGCGGUGCUGGCUGCCUGUCCAUGGACACCGGUGAUCACCUUAAAGGCGAGAACGCGGGCGUACGAACGAAUGGAGCCUGUUUGGAGCCUCGUAUGAUUGCAAAGGCACCGCCAGGAGAAGGAUGUCCGCGUUGUGGUGGUUAUGUUUAUGCUGCCGAACAAAUGCUUGCUCGUGGAAAGGCAUGGCACAAGGAGUGCUUCAAAUGCGGCGACUGCCAAAAGCGGCUGGACUCUACCAACUGUUGCGAAGCCCCUGACAAAGACAUUUACUGCAAAGUUUGCUACGGUAAAAAGUUUGGACCCAAAGGAUACGGUUAUGGUAAAGGAGCUGGAGUUCUACAGAGUGAUCCUUAUGCUAAUGGUGAUCAGGCACCAAAAACUACGGUGAUUGAUACUGCCGCGAUACAAGCACCACCUGGCAAAGGUUGUCCACGAUGUGGUGGGGUUGUCUACGCCGCAGAACAAGUCCUUGCCAAAGGUCGCGAAUGGCAUCGCAAAUGUUUCAAAUGUCACGACUGCACCAAAACUUUGGAUUCAAUCAUUGCGUGUGACGGACCUGAUAAUGAUGUUUAUUGCAAAACUUGUUACGGAAAGAAAUGGGGACCUCACGGUUACGGUUUUGCAUGCGGCUCUGGAUUCCUUCAGACCGACGGCUUGUCCGAAGAAGAAAUUUCGGCUAACCGUCCUUAUUAUAAUUCGGAUACCACUUCUAUCAAAGCGCCAAAAGGACAAGGUUGCCCAAGAUGCGGUGGUAUGGUGUUUGCAGCGGAACAACAGCUGGCUAAGGGAACUAUGUGGCACAAGAAAUGCUUCAACUGCGCCGAAUGUCACCGGCCGCUGGACUCUAUGUUGGCUUGCGACGGUCCUGAUAAGGAAAUUCACUGCCGCUCAUGCUAUUCUAAACUCUUUGGACCAAGAGGAUUCGGCUAUGGACACGCGCCAACACUAGUUUGUACCGACUCCGAGCCAACUGUUACAUACACCGAACAGUUACCUUUCACGGGACAGAAGGCAGCUAAAGGGCAGGGUUGCCCUCGGUGUGGAUUCCCUGUAUAUGCUGCAGAGCAGAUGCAUUCAAAGAAUGGCACAUGGCACAGAAGGUGCUUCUCAUGUGCAGACUGCCACAGAUCUCUUGAUUCCACUAACCUAAAUGACGGGCCCAAUGGUGAAAUCUACUGCCGCGGAUGCUACGGUCGAAACUACGGGCCUAAAGGUGUUGGAUUUGGUAUUGGCGCAGGCACAUUGACCAUGGCUUAAUUUUAAUAUGAAGCUGGACUUUAUAAACUUACAGAAUGCGUGGUAGCAUGAAAGGAAUUUAAUCUAUUGCAUAACGCUACCUUUUGUUCAUCAUACCAUGUAUUAAACUGGUUUUAAUAAUGGUUGAUAAUAUCAAAUAAGACUCAUAAGUAAAAGAUUUAAUUAUUUGAUAAGGCGAAUAUUUUAUGAUAGGAAAAUAUAAAUUAAGGUUACAUUCCUUUCAUAUGUACAAACUGUGAUGAAUGUGUCUGGGCCCUUAGUUUAUAAAUUCGUCAUAAAAUAUCGUAGCGUAAGGUGCAUAGACUUAAUAGUUAUUAUAAGUACAUAAGGUAUUAAACAAUUAAAUAAAAUAAAUACAAAAAAAAAUAUAAAAAAUUCAACGACUUCAUCAAUGGCAUUGUGAAAAAUACCUAAAAUAUCACUUUUUUUGAUAUAAGGUAAACUAUCCUGUAAACGCGGCAAAGAUUGCAAUAUGCAAUCGUUUCGACCGACCAGAUCUCAUCGUGAAGAUCUGAAGCACAUAUAUAUUACUAUAUGUAUAUCUUUAUUUAAAAAAAAUUACACCAAAGAUUCUUUGUACAUACUGAUGUCAAUUAAUUUUUAAACAGCAGUAAGCUGUGCUAGGUUUAAUACCAAAUGCUUUGAAGCUUUCGCUGUGUAACAUAUAAAUAUUCAUAAAUUAAGGCAGCUUAUUGCAUUAUAUUGCGACUACAACUACAAUAUUUAUUACUUUUCUUUUUAUUAAAUAAAUGAGCACCAAUA
This is a messenger RNA of Melitaea cinxia (Glanville fritillary), 2390 nucleotides long. RefSeq names its product muscle LIM protein 1-like. Gene Ontology annotation, cellular component: nucleus; cytoplasm; Z disc. The transcript has 11 exons. NCBI's taxonomy places the organism in Eukaryota, Metazoa, Arthropoda, Insecta, Lepidoptera, Nymphalidae. Gene Ontology annotation, molecular function: structural constituent of muscle; actinin binding. Bases 147 to 1628 code for a protein of 493 amino acids. The record is from RefSeq and is a predicted model, not a curated record. Gene Ontology annotation, biological process: sarcomere organization; muscle tissue development.